This is a messenger RNA of Seriola dumerili (greater amberjack), 840 nucleotides long. RefSeq names its product complement C1q-like protein 2. The transcript has 3 exons. The record is from RefSeq and is a predicted model, not a curated record. NCBI's taxonomy places the organism in Eukaryota, Metazoa, Chordata, Actinopteri, Carangiformes, Carangidae. The coding region runs from base 107 to 676 and encodes 189 amino acids. Gene Ontology annotation, molecular function: protein binding.
UGCACGUCCCUGACAUCCGUCUACACGCCUCUUUUUUCUCUGCUACAUAAAGAUCACACAGGUUUGCAGAAGACAGAGUUGGACUGUGUGAACGUCCAGUGUGAGAAUGAAGAUCACUGUGUGUUUCCUGCCGUUGCUGCUGCUCUGCUCCGUCUCCACGGGUCAGCAUGAAACCGUUUCACUGAACAGCCACGCUCUGCUGAAAGAGUUGAUUCUCUCCGUGGACCAACUGCAGAAGGACAUGGCAUCCUUACAAAACAAGGUUCAAGCCCAGCAGGUGGCUUUCUCAGCCUCUCUGUUGUCUGAUGGCUUGAAAGCUAUCGGACCCUUCAACACACACACUGCUCUGGUCUUCAAACACGUCCUGACAAACAUUGGAGGUGCCUACGAUCCAAACACAGGUGUGUUCACUGCACCGGUGAGAGGAGCGUACCACUUUGAGUGGCACAUAGGUGUGCAUGCAUCCAAUACAGCCGCUGUGUUGGUCAAGAACACAAACCACAUUUUUACAGCAGUUGAGCAGCAGGCGUCGGGUUACGGGAGUUCUUCUCAAGGUGCUGUACUGCGUCUGGAGGCUGGAGACGUCGUUAGUUUGCAUCUGUGGGCGAACAAUACGAUAUAUGACAAUCAGAAUCACGUUAGUACCUUCAGUGGUCAUCUGCUUUUCACCGUGUGAGAGGGAAACACUCCCUCUUUUUAUUCACAAUAUGAAAAUGAAGAUGUUUUUCAUCUGGAUCUUGAUCUGUAUGAAAAUGAUAGACAAUAAUGAUUACGCUGUAUCUUAAGUCUAAAGUGUCUCUGUCACUUGAAUUAAAGGAUGAACAUAUUAUUGCAAUACAA